AUGCUGUCACUUCUACUGCUUCUGGGAGUGAUUGGCCAGGUUGUGGGAGCUGCAUGCCCAUAUGGGGGUAUACAAGCUUAUAACCCAAACCAGUGCUACAUAAUUUCGAAUAUCGAAACCACCUGGACAUCGGCAGAAAGCAUAUGCGGCUACCUGGGAGGCCAUCUGAUUUCGAUACAAUCGGAUUCGGAAAAUGACUAUGUGGCUCGAGUCCUUCAGGCGAAUUCCUACACAUCAUUCAGCGAUAUCUACAUUGGUGCGUAUGUAAGUGGUGGAACGUGGAAAUGGAGUGACUACACAGUCGAAUUUGCUUACGCGAAUUUCAAAGGUGCAGUAACUGUCGACACGGAUGAUAUCGGUUCAAUGAUUCUCAGUAGAGCAAAUUUUGGUCAAUGGAAUAUCCUGUCAUCCAGUUACCUUCCUAAACCACAUCCAUUCGCUUGCCAGGUUCCCGAUUGUUACUUCAAUGCGGAAAGUCGUCGUGAAAGCUUGAAAAAGUUAUUGGAGACGGCAUAUUACGACAGCACAACUUCAUACUACUACUUUGGCACCCCUGCACAGAUGAUGGUUUUCUCCGACGCAGAGCAUGAAUGUAUGAAGAUAGGCGGCCACUUGCCAUCCAUUUCAAACGCCUACGACAACGCAGCGGUCCAGACUGCUGCUUACAGUUGGUCCAUUUCCUUCUUUACCAUCCUUUCGGAGGUUUUGCAGUGUAUUUUGAUGAAAAAUCCUCGUUUGACCAUGGAAUUUCAUAUAUUACUUACCUAA
Messenger RNA from Haemonchus placei, 768 nucleotides. Lineage: Eukaryota; Metazoa; Nematoda; Chromadorea; Rhabditida; Trichostrongylidae. The record is from the annotation of a GenBank genome assembly.